AUGAGUCCAAACAAUCCAAGUCAGUUUUGGAGUCUAAGAGUCCGAUUUUUUCAAACGACAAACCAACCGCGGAUUCUCCUCCUGACAAACCCUCGCAACCUUGUGGACAAGAGAACUGCUUUGACUUAUAUUGAUGCCGAAGGCAACUGGCAUAGAGCUAGCAAGGGAGCCCCAGAGCAGAUUCUAACUCUCUGCAAUGCAAGUGAAGACUUUAAAAGGAAGGUUCAUGCUAUCAUAGAUAAGUUUGCUGAACGUGGGUUGCGAUCAUUAGCUGUUGCAAGACAGGAAGUGCCUGCAAAAUCAAAAGACAGUCCUGGUGGUCCAUGGCAAUUUGUGGGUUUGCUAUCCCUCUUUGAUCCUCCAAGACAUGAUAGUGCCGAGACAAUCCGCAGGGCCCUUAAUCUUGGUGUAAAUGUCAAGAUGAUUACAGGUGAUCAACUUGCUAUUGGAAAUGAGACUGGACGCAGACUUGGAAUGGGAACAAACAUGUAUCCUUCUGCUUCUCUACUUGGUCAACACAAAGAUGAGUCCAUUGCUGGCCUUCCUGUUGAAGAGUUGAUCGAGAAGGCUGAUGGAUUUGCUGGAGUAUUUUCGGAGCACAAAUAUGAAAUAGUGAAGAAGUUGCAGGAGAGGAAGCAUAUUGUUGGGAUGACUGGAGAUGGAGUAAAUGAUGCCCCUGCAUUGAAGAAGGCAGACAUUGGAAUUGCAGUUGCAGAUGCUACUGAUGCUGCAAGAAGUGCUUCUGAUAUUGUGCUUACUGAACCUGGUCUAAGUGUUAUCAUAAGUGCUGUUUUGACUAGUAGAGCUAUUUUCCAGAGAAUGAAGAAUUACACGAUAUAUGCAGUCUCCAUUACCAUUCGUAUUAUGUUUGGCUUUAUGCUUAUUGCUUUGAUAUGGAAGUUUGAUUUCUUUCCCUUUAUGGUUUUGAUUAUUGCUAUCUUGAAUGACGGAACAAUUAUGACAAUCUCAAAGAACAGAGUGAAGCCAUCACCUCUCCCUGAUAGCUGGAAACUAAAAGAGAUUUUUGCCACUGGCGUUGUGCUUGGAGGCUACCUGGCAGUGAUGACUGUUGUUUUCUUUUGGGCAAUGCAUAAAACUGACUUUUUCCACGACAAAUUUGGGGUAAAAAAUAUAAGGAACAGUGAGGAUGAAAUGAUGGCUGCUCUAUACCUACAAGUCAGUAUUGUUAGCCAGGCUCUGAUUUUUGUCACUCGGUCGCGCAGUUGGUCUUAUGUUGAACGCCCUGGGCUGUUGUUGUUAACUGCUUUUGUCAUUGCUCAGCUGGUUGCAACAUUGAUUGCUGUUUAUGCUAACUGGAGUUUCGCUAGAAUUAAAGGAUGCGGUUGGGGAUGGGCUGGUGUAAUCUGGCUUUACAGUGUAGUGUUUUAUGUGCCACUUGACUUCCUUAAGUUCUUCAUUCGUUAUGUAUUAAGUGGAAAGGCUUGGCUAAACUUGAUCGACAACAAGAUCGCUUUCACAACCAAGAAGGAUUAUGGCAAAGAGGAGAGGGAAGCUCAAUGGGUUUUUGCUCAGAGGACUUUGCACGGACUUCAACCACCUGAUGCCUCUGGCAUCUUGGACGAAAAGAGCAGCUACAGAGAACUUUCUGAAAUUGCUGAACAAGCCAAAAGGAGAGCUGAAAUGGCCAGGCUUCGGGAGCUGCAUACACUCAAGGGUCAUGUUGAGUCAGUGGUGAAGCUCAAAGGCUUGGACAUUGAAACUAUUCAGCAGCAUUGUACCGUCUGAAGAAGUUAAUGAACCUUGAGCGUGAGGGGCCGGCUGGAAAAAGAAGUGUUGAUCAGAGAAAGCAGAGAAGGCCAUAUUUAGUUAGAUAAAAGUCUGU
Molecule: messenger RNA, 1843 nt
Organism: Coffea arabica (coffee)
Lineage: Eukaryota; Viridiplantae; Streptophyta; Magnoliopsida; Gentianales; Rubiaceae
Source: RefSeq, a predicted model, not a curated record